Gambusia affinis (western mosquitofish) is the source of this 2443-nucleotide messenger RNA. Its product is annotated as transmembrane protein 252-like. NCBI's taxonomy places the organism in Eukaryota, Metazoa, Chordata, Actinopteri, Cyprinodontiformes, Poeciliidae. The transcript has 2 exons. The coding region runs from base 1240 to 1800 and encodes 186 amino acids. The record is from RefSeq and is a predicted model, not a curated record.
AUCCUAUUUAAAUGUUUAUUACUGUCUUUUUUUUGUAUGACAAAAAUGUUAGAAGAGUUUCAAAUGGAAUAUGUAACAAGCAUCAAGACCAAAGGGUCCUGAGGACUUCAUUGAACAUGUUGGGUUUGAGUAACUUUAUUUAAGGAUGCAAUUAAGAAUACACAGAGUGCAAUAAAAAGAAUAACAAAAAAAAGAAGAAAAUACAUUUAUAAAAAGGUUAAAGAUCUUUAACAUAAGCAUUUACAAUCCAACCUCAAAUAUAUGCUGACAGAUAAACCAAGUGUCUUCCCAGUCAUCAGAGAAGCUGGAAAAUGUGACCUUUGGUUAAUGAAAACAUGUUUAUGGAAACAUUACCCAUGACCUGUGCAAAGUGUUGUGUUGAAGUUCUUCGAGAAAAAAAUGUUGUGCAAUUCUGUGAGAGUUUAAAAGCACAAAACGUCUCAACCUGACAGCUUUGUGGCAGCUGUGGAGCUGAGGGGACAGAAAAAAAAUCAGUUUAUUGAACUUGGACCAUGUACCAUGAGUAUAAACUAGAUUGAUAAUUGUAUUUCUGUCUCUUUAUUUGUAUUAUAAUAUUUAGCUUACCUGUUUUGUAACGUACAGACCAAUACGUUUCAGGUGUUAUAAAACCAGCAGGAUAUUAGCAACUGAGAGCUUAAGAUGGAAUAUUGCAAUAAGAAAAGAUGCAUCUUUAUCCUUCUUAACAAAAUUGGCAAAAAUGAAGAUUCAUAACAUCUACCAAGUCAAAACAAUUGAGACCUUCAUUGACUCUUGCUCCCCACUACCUCGCAUGCACACUGAGCCACAGUCACACUUGUUAGCCUUUUAACAUCAGUAAAUGAUAACCUAAGUAAAUGAAAAGCAGUUUUCAAAUGAUAAAAAAAUAUACCAAGCUAGGGAAUACCAAAGAAUAAGAUUAAUGCUAAAUGACUAAUGAGACACAAAGUCAUUAGAAUCAGCAUUUAAGUGCUUCACAGAUAUAAAAGAAAUUGCAGAAUAAAACCACAUCAUUAGCAAACUUUAGCCUUUAGCACUAGCAUUAUUGUUUGUUUUUUCCCUUUGUGUUUUUGCCAAACCACAGGCAAUAUCUCUCUCAUACUUGUGACCUCCCUGCGUUAAUAUACAGCCCAGCUGGGAGGAUCAUUACAGACACUUCCUUCUACAACUGAGGAGGAUUAGCUGCUCAAUGAGAGAGGUGACGAGACAUUUUUUGAGCACAUUCAUUUAUCUGAGAUGUGAAUGCACUGUUAUCAUUUAGAGGACAUCUCCAACUUGCACCGAAGAAGCAACAUACAGAACACUUCAUCGAUCAUGGAUGUGAAGAAACAGCUGUUGUCCUUUGCCCGCAUGUUCUUACCUUCUGUGGGAUUUGUAUUCACAUGCAUCGGAGCAUACCUGGUGUCCCAGCAGAACAGGCAAGGCUUUGAUCACAGGAUGGUCCCUGUUUACAUCAUGAUCGUCUUCGGCUUCCUGGCCAUGCUCAUCGGGGUGUUCUGGAGCCUCUGCCACACCAUGAGGAGCAAGAUGUACCACAGAAGAAGACACGACAGUGACAUCCAGAUCUUCACAGUUGAAAGCAGGCCGAGCUCCUUUCCUCCUCCGUACGAAGAGUCCCAGAGUCCCUGCCACGUCUGUCCAGGCAGCAUGCAUGAGGUGGUUGUAUCAGUUGAUGGAGUUCCCGUGGGUUUGGGUGUAGCGCCUCCACUGUACACCCAGAACAGUUCAGAGAGUCCAGACUGCAGGUGGAGCUGGGAGCAACCACCUCGAUACAGUCAGGUGGUCCAUACUGAACCCAGAUAGAUGGAUGCAUGGGAAGAGAUGUUGCAUCCAACACCAAAGGAGAAAUGGGUUUUCAAUCAACUCCCUAAGAGCAAAAACCACUAACUAGGAGAAGGUUCCUAAAAAAUUAUGGACAUCACUAAUUUUGUGACUUUGCUUUACUGCAAAAUGACAUCAGCUGCUGUGUCAACACCCAAUCUGCACUGUCUCAGUGGACACUGUUUUCUGGGAAUUACUGGGUGAAAACCUGUUGCGUUGGAACUGAAAUGUGUGUUUAAGUUACUUGAAUGAUUUUGAUUCUGGAUCCAAAAGCUUUUUUAGCUUUUUUAGCAGUCCAUCUUCAGUGCAAGUUGGACUGUUUGGUUUUGUAACAAGUAAGUCAGAGAACUGAAUAACACCUCUGUUAUAUUUGAGACGUUUUACAGAGUAAGAUCAUAACAUUUCCUAAAGAUGUUGCACACUGUCGUACUGCUUGUUUGUGUAAUGAUGCAUAUUUUGUUCCUCAGAUGUUCUUUUAUCAAGGCUCAAUAUUGUCAAUGUUUUUAUAUUUAUUUUUAAAAUUUUUAUGUUGCAACACACUAAAAACAGUUAAAUUGUCUUUAAUAAAUCCUGUUUUAUGUUAAACCUGAAGUUACUUUAAUUAAAACAAAUCAACUACCUUAUU